AUGAGGAUUGUGAGGCUGCAAGCCAGGGAGAGCCUAGGCCUGGAUAACGACGGAGACACCAUGCCUAAAGUAGGGCAGGAGAAAGACGAAUUUCCUAGACAAGCAAGCAAGCAGUGUGAAAUGGCCGAGGUGCAGAGAUGGCAAAUGAUGAUGCUGGAGAGAGGAACGGGGCUACCCCUUCCAGCUCUCACCGAACCAGGAAGAAUCCCGUCGAUAGGAGGACGACACCUGCUGCAGCAGAUGAGACAGCACACCACCGUCAUUGAUCAUCCAAGCAGCGCGCACAUUCCUCCGCCAUAG
Molecule: messenger RNA, 300 nt
Organism: Brugia malayi
Lineage: Eukaryota; Metazoa; Nematoda; Chromadorea; Rhabditida; Onchocercidae
Exons: 2
Coding region: 1-300 (99 amino acids)
Source: RefSeq, a predicted model, not a curated record